AUGUGGUUCGUCGCCAGAGCGGUCGCAGCAGCAGCGGUUAUCCGGGUCACCAGCGCCGCCACAUGCGAAGUGGCCUCGCUCCAGACGGUCCUGGCCUCAUCAGACACCAGCGCGUGUGCCUCGGACUCAGGGUACGUCGUUACCUCGCUGUCCACGCCUACGGACGCCGAGAUGGCCAUCAUGUGCACCAGCACGGCCUGCCAGUCGGUUGUGGCGCAGCUCGAGGCGGUCUUCCCUUCGGAGUGCUCCAUAGGCUCGUUCGCGCUGUACGCCGACCUGACCACCCCCGUGACGAGCUACUGUUCCUGGGGCGACUUAUCCUCAUCCGAGUCGUCGUCCUCAGGCUCUAAUAGUGGCCUGGGUACUGGCCCAGUACUACUGGGGCGAUCGUUGGAAUCGUUGCGGGGGCCGUGGGGGUCGUGUUGA
Molecule: messenger RNA, 426 nt
Organism: Phytophthora sojae
Lineage: Eukaryota; Oomycota; Peronosporomycetes; Peronosporales; Peronosporaceae
Exons: 1
Coding region: 1-426 (141 amino acids)
Cellular component (GO): extracellular region
Source: RefSeq, a predicted model, not a curated record